This is a messenger RNA of Arabidopsis lyrata subsp. lyrata, 1112 nucleotides long. RefSeq lists its product as uncharacterized. Gene Ontology annotation, molecular function: hydrolase activity. The coding region runs from base 115 to 1044 and encodes 309 amino acids. The transcript has 9 exons. The record is from RefSeq and is a predicted model, not a curated record. Lineage: Eukaryota; Viridiplantae; Streptophyta; Magnoliopsida; Brassicales; Brassicaceae.
AAUAAAGAAGGGUUUUCCAAAAAUUGAAUCUUCCAAAGGGGCUAGAGAGAUUAAAAUCCUUUCUUCUUCCUUCUUUCGAAACAGAAAAUUCAAGUCUGUUGUUCUUCUUCUCCAAUGGCGUCUUCUUCUCUUGUCCGAAUCGCUGUCGUCGGAGACAUCCAUGGCUUCUGGGAUAUAGAUGAAGAUCGAAAGGCUCUUCGAGUUCUCCAGCCGCAUCUGGUGCUCUUCACAGGUGAUUUUGGUGAGGAAAACGUCCCGCUUGUUCAAAGCGUUGCCGCUCUUACUUUCCCUAAAGCAGUUAUAUUGGGAAAUCAUGAUGCCUGGUUCACCCGUGACUUUCCAAGGAAACAAAAACAGAACGGUGUUCAAAUGCAACUCGAUAUCCUUGGUGACGAGCACGUAGGAUAUCAACGCAUGGACUUCCCCUCUUUUAAGCUCAGUAUUGUUGGUGGUCGACCCUUUUCAAUUGGAGGGGAUCGAUUGUUUCGGAAAAAUCUGCUUGUCCAGAGGUAUGGAGUUCAUGAUAUGGAUGCCAGCGCUGGGAGUAUUUGUCGAGCUGCACAUGGAACACCGGAAGAUCACGUGGCUAUAAUUCUUGCUCAUAAUGGGCCAACAGGUCUUGGUUCUCAAGCAGAGGAUAUAUGUGGAAAAGACUGGGUGGAUGAAGCCGGUGACCAUGGUGAUCCAGAUCUAGAGCAGGCGAUACGACAGUUGAAGGAGACGACGAAGUUGUCGGUUCCUUUAGUAGUGUUUGGACACAUGCAUAAGGAGCUGCAACGGGGGAAAGGAAAUCGGAAAAUGGUAGUGCAAGAUGGUGAUAACCAGACUGUUUAUGUGAACGGUGCAAUAGUUCCAAGGGUUAAAGAGGCAAAGGAAAGAGGAGCAGCAGAGUCUGAGAGUGGUGGCACAACAAGAGCUUUCACAUUGGUAGAGGUUUUAGAUGGGAAAAUCAAGAAAAUUGCAGAAAUUUGGGUACAUGUUAAUGGAAGUAUGGCUAAGAUUGUGGAGGAAAAUACAUUGUUUGAAGAUGUAACCUUGAUUUGACUAAUCUUUUUUGAAGUUAAAACAAUUAAUUCCGGACAAUACGGUAAUUAUACAUUUGUCUUGGAGAA